AUGUUGGACUUUUUUGUCAUACUGACAAAAGGUGGAAUCCGGCUAUGGUGCUACCCGGCCACGGUGGAAAUUUUCCGCAUUUCGAUCAACACAUUUUUGAAAUCAUUAAUCUUGAAAGCGGCUUAUCAGAAUGUGUUACAGUUGAAUUAUGUGGAUAAAUUUCUAACGGCUAUCGCUCUCGAAUUCAGAGAUAAGUAUAAAAACGAACUUGUAACGACAGCAAUUCUGUGUAACUUUGACGAAUUUCAACCGAUCUACUUGGAAACAUUGAAGCGUAUUGAACUGGAACAUCGGACACUUCGGAAUAUGGCCAAACCUAUGCGUACUUUUGAACAAUCAGACAAAGCGAAUAAAACCGUCGCAUCCAUGAUUGUUUCACGAAACAAGAAACCGGUCGAGCGCACCGAUCGAAAACCACAAGCAAAUAAGACUUCUGUCAACAGUUCACCAACACCAACACCAGCAGCACCUGAACCGGUGAUGAUCAAACCGGUCAAUGGAUCCAUUGAAGAAGAUGUGUAUGCACAGAACAGAAAAAAACUGUUAGAAAAAAUGAAAUCAAAGAAACAGAAAGAGACUGCAAGUCCCACAGCAUCGCCGGUACAAAAACCUAAUGGAAAACGAGUGAAAGAGCUUCGUAAAUGGGACAACGCAGCAACCGGUGAAGAGGCUGCCGCACUCGACUUCAGUUCCCCGCCAAACAAUGCCACGAACGCUGUCGGCGCUGGUGAUCAGAAGGGCUACACAAUCUCCACUGCCGAGGCUACCAGUCUGUCACGUCUUCGUGGUACAAUGAAAGAUGAACUGGAAGAAGUGCAGGUGUCUGACGAGGAGUUUAUUCCCGAGGACGAAAUCGAUGCUUCCAAAGUUGCUAACACGAACCAGGUUGAUGCUGUUGAACAGAAAGCAAAAGCUGGAUCCAGUGGUGGUUUGGUGUCCAAUCUGCUUCGUGGUUUACGCCUCCCCGGAGGCACUAGUCGUGUGCUCACAUUGGAAGAUAUCUCACCCAGUCUGGAACAGCUGCGCGAUCGACUCGUGGCAAAAAAUGUGGCUAUGGAAAUUGCUCAACGCGUUUGUGACAGUGUGGCCGAUCGCCUGAUUGGAACUCCACUGGGCGCAUUUGAACGUGUCUAUACUCGAGUUCGAAGCAGUUUGGAAGAGGUCUGUGCUCGAGUUCUAGCCUCCGGACGACGUGUGGAUGUGUUACGCGAUGCGAUGGAUGCUCGCUCUCAGGGUCGACCAUAUACCAUUGUGUUUUGUGGAGUCAAUGGUGUGGGUAAAUCAACCAAUCUGGCCAAAGUGAGCGGGAAUAGCCGUAUAGUGUUUUCCUCCACAGACUAUUAUUCCGUUGCU
This is a messenger RNA of Echinostoma caproni, 1353 nucleotides long. The record is from the annotation of a GenBank genome assembly. NCBI's taxonomy places the organism in Eukaryota, Metazoa, Platyhelminthes, Trematoda, Plagiorchiida, Echinostomatidae.